UUGGAUUUCUGGUAGCAAGUUCCAUUUGUUCCGGAGACCAGUCUCUUGUUCCUUAAAGGUUCCUUAUUCCUUCGUCUGGUGACUCGAAGUCACCAUCAUUGGACAUUUCUGCGACGCUGAAGUUGGAGACAUGUGGGAAUACCAGUAGUACGCAGCACGCAGAAGCAACUUGUCGCAGCAGGGUCUUCCGGCAUAAGGCGAGGCAUUUAUUCAAACGUUUAGAUAAUUUCGACGUUCUCCCGGUUUCGUUAUACGUUUGGCACUCAGUCUUUCGCGAGCUUCGUGAAACUUCGGAGGAGCGAUCGUCUGACGAGAGUCCGUUCGCAACGGUGAUGUGGCCGGGCCUGUGACGCAAUUCGAUAUGCUUGUAGCGAUGCCUGUGUCUCUAUCGACCGGGACAUGCUAGAAAAGGCAGCACGCUGAUUACUACAAAUACCGUAACAGCAUGGAACAGCAGCAGCAUCAGCAGCAGCAGCAGCAGCAGCAGCACUACAAGCAGCGCAGCAGCACUGACUGCAGCGAGAGAGGCGCUGACGCUGGCAGCAGCCAUAGCUACGUGUCCAGCAGCCUUCCAACAGUUCCUGUCGAAGCAUCUUCUGUCGGUCAACCGACAGUCGGCGCUUUUUCUGUCGACUCGCAUCCACGACAUGAGCGGUUAGCUCGAGGGUCGAUUCAAAUAUCACCUUCUCCUGUCGCACUCUCGCCUCCAAGUCAUGAACGGUCAGCACAAGGGUCCAGGGGAGGUCACUACGAGGCCAAUUUCCCUGUAGAGAUUUUUGAGUCGACUCAGAUAUCACCUUCUCCUGUCGAGCCUUCGCAUCCACGUCAUGAGCGGUCAGCACGAGGGGCCCGGGGGGGUUGCGAGGAGAUCACUUCGUUUGAAGAGAUUUUUGAGUCGACUUCCCCUGAAGAGGAGACUACGAGGCGCUUGCUGCCCGUCUGCAGCGACGAUCUAGAGAUCGUGAUCGACGGUCAGGAUUCGGCGUCGGAGUUAGUCGGCAGCGCCCCCGCCGGGGGCAGUCAAGCGGGAUGCGGCGUCCGCAGCAGCGGAUGCUUCCCCGGGACUCCAAUGGCCGGCGGCAGGCCGAGCGCGAGCGCUCGACUGACGCAGUGCUUCGUUAUUGACAGCUCCGCUGCAAGCAGCUCCGACUACAGGUUCGGUUCCAGCACAAGUAACGACUCUACAGCCAGCACCACCAGCAGCAGCAACAGCGGCAGCUCGAGCCCCGGUCACGCGGGUGAUGACGUCAGCAGUGGGGGGGGCAAUGCUCUCAGCCCCGAGUUUGCCGACGCGGUGGUCGCGCAAUCGGCGGAAAACGCGGGAACAAGAUCUCGCGCGAGAGGGCUGGCGCAGAGGAUAUGGCCCGGCGCGCGCUCAUCAUCCGCGAGGGGCGGAGUGAGGGGUGCGCCGAGCGCGGAAGGGGCGGAAAGGGAGGCGCGGGGAAGGAGCAGGAGCAGAACGCGCGGGCCUGUGAGAAGAGCUUCGGCGGGAACCGCGCAUGCGCGUGAGGAGGAUGACGCGGGGGGGGAAGAGGGGGAGGGCGGCGCAAGGGGAGGUCGCGGGGAGCGCGGGGACGGGGAAGGCGGGCGGGAAAGAGGUAACGAGCAGCGGCCGCUAUCCGUGGUUAUACAUGGGCCUGGGUCGUCGUUCUUUGUUGGCACAGAGGUUGUUUAUAGCGGGGAUGGGGGACACGGGAGGAGCCCGAGCCAAGUCGAGCGUGGCAAGAGCAAGAGUCCCGUUAAAGAGAUGAAGACGAAGCACAGGGCUGACGGAGAGCCAGGGGCUUAUAACGGGGAUGCAGGGGCAUCCCCGGACUGUAUAGUAAUAGAAGAAAGCUACAGCGUUUCCUGCCACGCUGAGGCGUACAACGGGACUGCUAAUAACGAGAAUUAUGAUCCCGAACGGGGCCACGCGAGUGGAGGGGAGGAGAGUGACGGCAGCUGUAGCAGCUACUGUAGCGACGACAGCAGCUGUAGCCGCGGGUCCGGCAAGGGCGGCGGUGUAAGAGAGAAGCGAGAAGGCGGCAGAAAUGAGGAUGGGGGAGAGAACGAUCUUAUCAACUUCCAAUUCGUGAGCGCGUCGGGCGAAUCAGAGGGCGACACGUGGAUAGAGGCAGUGCACAUGGUUCUGCCACCUGUCAUCCCGCGGUCCUCCUCCCAAGCCACGAUGGACGCUCUAUUUGCUCCUAGCGGCACGACUGGCAUGGAGCCGAUACUAGACGCUAAGUGGGAGGCGGGCUUUAAGAGGACUAAGAGGGUCUUCAGGUGCCUGCUGCUGCUGGGGUGUCUGCUCUAUAUCGCCGCCUUUAUGUCUGGCAUCAUUGUAAAUAGCACUGGUGGAACCACCUCCCCCAUUACCUUGCCAUCUGCCGCCUCUCUUCCUUCACACACUGACGCCAGCACCAGCAGCACCACCACCAACUCUCCAUCAUCACCCACCCCUCCCCUGAGCCCCAGUCUCUUCUGGUCUCCUAGCCCUCCAACUGCCAUCAGUGCUCCUACAGACUUGAGUGGCGCUGACGCCAGCAGCAGCACCACCACCUCCACCACCAACUCUCCAUCAUCCCCCACCCCUCCCUUAACCCCGAGCCUCGUUUGGUCUCCUAGCCCUCCAAUUCCCAUCAGUGGCAACCCGCUGGUAGACACUAAUGAGGGGCGGACAGUAGAGGGGGGACCCAUAGGGGGGGGAGGAGUAGAGGGAGGGGCUGUGGCAGGAGGCGAGAUCCCUAGUGAGAGUGCCACUACAGACUUGAGUGGUGCUGGCAGCAGCAGCAGCAGCAGCAGCAGUAACAGCACCAGUAUAAGUAACGCUAGCAAUAAUGGCACCAGCAGCAGUGCUAUGGGUGAUGACGAGGAUGAUGGGGGCGAUGUGCCGAUUGCCAACAGCCUCGAUGCCAUGGCUGCAUCCAUGCUGACGUCACCAACCCUCUGGAUCGCCAUGUCAUACCUCAUUCUUUACCUGGUGAUUGCGAGCCUUGGCCUGGCUGGUGCCCAUUUCAACAAUGUGGGCAUGAUGACCCUCUUCAUAUUGAUCCAGACCACAGUGGCGGUUAUCUCAGCACUCGACUCCAUUCGCCCUUUCCUCAUCUUCCUCGUCCUACUAAUUCUCCUCGCUGUGCACAUCAGAUUCCAUAUGCUAUCUAUGGAGCUGGCUGAGCGGCGGUUGCUAGCAAGGCUUGUGGGCCGACCUGUUCCCCCUCCGCACACUCACCAUUGGCCUUAUCGUCUGAGGAUGUUUCCUGGAAGCUUCUCAGAAAUGCUGCGGCACACCCCUGUGUCGCGGUUUCGACUGAGAGGGGAGCCGUGGUACCAGGAGAUAGUGGUGCGGUACAGGGCUAGGAGGGUGAGAGAGGCGAGUGAGACCAGCGAGACCAGAGAGACCAGAGAGACCAGAGAGACCAGAGAGAGGGAGCGAGGGGGAGAAGGGGAGGGGGGGGGAGGAGCUGAGGCGGGUGUAAGGGGGGAGGAGAGGGGGGAGGAGGAGAUGGAGAGGAUUCAAGAGCAACAGAGGCAGCAGCAUCCCUUGGGACAGUGGUGGAGAGGGGGGGAGGAAUGGAGAGGGCAUGGCCGCAGGAGACAGCGCAGAAACGAGCAGGCAGGCAGGGAGAGGAGCAGGGGGAGGAGGAGCAUCCAGGAUGGGGCACGAAGUGGACGGGAUACUCACGACAUGCGUCAUAGUAGUGCAAGCAAUGCUGCUGAUGUUACAAGGUCAGGGAAUGAGAGGCAAGUGCAGUCAAGGGAGGAGGAGUCGGUGCAACCCACGGCAUACCCCUCUCCACCUCCAAGAACUCCUGGAGCUGCUGCUCUUCUUCCCAUGCCGUCAAGCAUAUCCUCCUCUUCUCCCCCCUCUUCAGCUUUUCAGACAUCUCCUCUUACUCCAGACGACUCCCGUUCCCCCGAUCCGCUUUUGGGGCUCAACUAUGUGCCUAACCAAACAGGAGGUCCACAAUGAAAGGGCAGGAUAUCCUUCUUAUUGACCUUAUGAUGAAAUAAUCGUUGCCAAUGCUGUAAGACAUAUGCCACUCGUCAAGCUUUGCUAUCAACCCAGCUUU
Closterium sp. NIES-67 is the source of this 4052-nucleotide messenger RNA. The record is from the annotation of a GenBank genome assembly. NCBI's taxonomy places the organism in Eukaryota, Viridiplantae, Streptophyta, Zygnematophyceae, Desmidiales, Closteriaceae.